Molecule: messenger RNA, 3252 nt
Organism: Tetrahymena thermophila SB210
Lineage: Eukaryota; Ciliophora; Oligohymenophorea; Hymenostomatida; Tetrahymenidae
Product: C2H2-type zinc-finger protein
Exons: 2
Biological process (GO): regulation of DNA-templated transcription
Molecular function (GO): RNA polymerase II cis-regulatory region sequence-specific DNA binding; DNA-binding transcription factor activity, RNA polymerase II-specific
Source: RefSeq, a predicted model, not a curated record
AUGUCAUUCAAAUGUGAAUAAUGCGAGCGUGUUUUCGCCAAAAAAAGCAAGCUUAACCGUCAUGUUCGUGAAACUCAUAUGAACAUCAAGCAAUACGUUUGUGAAGAGUGUGGAAAGAAUUUCAAGAGAAACUCACACUUAAAGCGCCAUUUAAUCUCUCACAGUGAGAAUCCUAAGCCACACAAGUGUAGCUACGAAGGAUGCUACAUGGCUUUCACUUGCAAGCAUCAUUUAGAGAGGCACAUCAAGAUUAUUCAUAUAGAAGAAUACUAGUAUAAAUGUACUGAAUGUGAUGCUAAGUUUCCUAAGAAGGUUUCUCUAAAUAAGCAUCUUACCUAUGAUCACGGUAAAAAGAAGCCUCUAACUUGUCAGCUAUGCCAUAAAUCUUUCUUCAAACUUGGACAACUUGAAUACCAUCACUGCGAAGAAAAGUUUAAGUAACUAAAUUUGGAAUUAGAAAAUGUAGGAGCAAACCCUAAUAUGAUGUAAGAUUUAAAUGUAAAUGAUCUUUCUGAUAAUUAGAAUCAUGCUGAAAGAUCUUAGGGAAAAAGCAAUUUAAAUAACAUUGAAGCGUUUUAGCAAGGAUUAGUUAAUGAAGAUAGUAUGUUCCAAAAUUAAAUGAACUCUCAUCACAUUCCUAUGCUCCACGAUGAUCAACAUCAUGAGCCUAAUAAUAUUCCAGUAAUUGAUAUAUCUCAAUUUUCUAGAAAGCAGCGUUAAAGAAACUACAAUUAUGCCAACACAGAUUACUCAACAACUUCUAUGUCCUAAAAUAACAAUGAAUUAAAUUAAUAGCAUGGAUCCUCACGCAAUGCAAAUCAAGGAUCUAAGAUAAGCGAAUAAAACAUUAAUAGCUCUCAAUUAAGUGGACCAACUGAGUCUUUGAAUACAAACAGUACCAGCAAUAUACUUUCAAAUCGCAUUAUGAAUAGUAAUUCAGCUGUAUCUUUAAAUAAUUAGAUUCAGCCUCCCAUAAAAAAGAAAUUUAAACCUGACUAUUUAGAAAAUUAGAAUUUUAGUUUGAGCGGGGAUUAAUAACCUAUAAGUAAUAAUAUUAAUAAUAAGUAAUAAAACUCAAUUAAUGCAUCGAGCAGCAUUAAUGAUCAACACAAGUAAUCUAAGCAAGAAAAUGUUAUUAGCGAAUCUGCAGAAGGAGCAAAUAGAUAAAAGAUAAUUAAAAUAUCAUUCGAUGGCUUAAACACUUAGAGUGAUUCUCAAGAUCCAUACACCUUUAAAGAAAAGAAUAUUUCCUUCAGUAACCCUAGCCUUGGAUUGAAUUCCUCUAAUUAAAUUACAGGGUUACUCAUGCCUGAAGUUAAUCUUUAAGCUACUCUAAAUGAGUAAUAAAAAAUCACAGAAGCAUUUAACAAUAAAGUUCCCAUCAAAGUAGAGGAACCAGCUGUUGAUAAGAAGAAAGAGGGAGUUAAAUCAAGCAACGACCUCUCAGAAUAGCAAUAGUAAUAAUAAUAAUAGUAGUAACAACUAAGUAAUAAUUAAGGUUACUAUGAAAACAUGCACAAUGAAGUAAACCGUGAAUACAUGCAUGACCCAAAACAAGAAUACGAUACUAUCAAUUUAGACAUGAACAACUAAAGUGAUAUUCAUGGAAAUUUUGGUAACUAAGGAAUGCAAAAUAUUGGGUAGGGCAAUCUCUAUGAAUAGUAUUACAAAAGUCCUUCACUCAGACCUAACGGUAGAAAGCUUAGUGAAUUAUUCACAAUUCACGAUUUUAAAGAACGUAAAAAUAGCUUCAACAGUGAUUAUGGAAAUUUGACUAUCUUUAAAGAUUUGUUUUAGGAAAACUCUUUCAAUAGUCGUCGUCCUUCAAUGAAUAUCCCCGAAUCUAAAAAUUAUCGUAAAGGAUCAAUUUUCCAACUUCAAAAGAUGGAAGAAGACGGAAUUAUGGUUGAUCUUGAUAUGAAUUAAGGAGAUUUGAAUAAUAUGAUGACUGCUAAUUAAUCACAAGAAAUUCACCACAACUUACAAAGUAAUUAUGAUCAAAUGAAUAGCUAAAGCGCUAAUAAUAAUGCAAAUAUCAAUAGUAAUGUAGGACUUGAAAGCAAUUACGCUAAUUAAAGCGAUUAAAUGAUAGGAAACAACUCAUAGCAAUUUAUUUAGAACUCGACAAUUCUUUCUUAAUUAAACAAUAAUAAGGCUGAAUAAUCAGAAGUCCAAUUGAAGACAUAACAGCGCAUAAAUCAUCACCACCAAAUGCAAAAUAAUAGAUUGCAAUAACCUAUUUAAAAGUAAGGAUACACAAGCAACAAUCCCUAAUUGCAUCAUCACAUCUACCAACAAAGAGAAGUCUCUCCCUAAAUGCAAUUCAAUCCUGAUUCAGCUAAGGUAGGAUACGCUCACAGUCCCUACAUCCCUUUAGUCGUUAGAAGCAAAUCUCCUUCUAACAAAAUUAAAAAAGAAGAAAAAUGCUACAAAUGUAACUACGCAGACUGUGACAAAUUUUAUACAAAGCUCUCAAAUUUGAAAACUCACAUCAGAACCUUCCACUUUAAGAGUAAAGACUUUAAAUGCAAUUAUCAAGGUUGUAAAUCAGCGUACCUCCACAAGAAGAGCUUAAAAGAGCAUAUAGCCCGUGUGCAUAAAUCUGCUCCUGGCGCUUAUAUCCCAGGAAGCAAGAGAAAUUCAGAAGAUUAUGAAUACUCAGACGAACAUUAAAUGAAUCAAUUAAACUAGAACCAAAUAAAGGAGAUUUUACCAAAAAUUUAAUACGAUGAGCAUGAUCACUAAUAAAUUUUAUAGUAAUCUCAAUAGUAAAUAUCAUAGCAAUAACAGUACCAUAUUUCUCACCAAAGCCAUCAUCUCCAAAAUCACCACUAAUAAAAUUCCGUACAACAAAAUGAUCUCCUUGCAAACCAUUCAUCCAUGUAUGGCCUGUACAUUCCCUCCCCGAACUCUGCUUCCCAAAAUACUACUUCCCAAAUAAAUUAUCAUUAGUAAUUCACCCAGUAGCAAUAACAAUAGCAGUAAUAAUAAUAAUAGCAGUAAUUGCAUCAGAACUCAUUUUCAUCUUCCAUGCAAAAUGCAGCAACAGCAGCAGUAGCAGCUCCUUUUUACUCCUAUUAAAAUUAACCUGAAUAUGUUGUUUAGCAUGAUGCAUAAUUGUAAAUACCUCUUCUUUAAUCAACUUAAUCAUAAUAAUAACAAUAUUAACCUAACUAUCCAUAACUUCAUAGAAAUCUCAGUCUCCCUACCCAUCACUCUCAAUAAACUAAAUCGUCAGUCUUUAUGGCUUGA